CUGAAGAGUAGUAUGGUGCCGCCCGCCGCGCUCGUCACGUCGUGAGGAUGCGUCUGGGUGCAGGAGGCCGCUCACACUCACUCCGGCACCUCCAUGAGCGCAACUAAUUGUGACCGCAUAUAAAGGGUUGACGAGGUACGAGGAGCUCAGUCAGUCCUCUCUGGUCUGUGGCGGUGAGUGAGCCGGCAGCCGGCCCUGCCUGCAGUGUCCUCAGCUGGCUGCUGCUUGCUUGCUGCAACACUCGUCCCGGCGGUCAACAUGAGCAGUCGCAUGCAGUCGGCACGGCCGCCCGCCUCCCUGGUGCACGGUGGUGGCGGAGGUGGAGGUGGUGGUGGCAAGAGCAAGGGCGGGGCCGCGGGCGGCGCGGGCGGACAUAGGCCGCCCUCAGCCACCUCUGGCGUCCAUGACCAACGUGCCAAGACAAUUCUGAAGGAGGCAGUGGACGCUGUUGUCAACAGCUUCGCCAAGCACACACAGGGCUACGGCAGAGCCUCCGCCGCCCACACGCCCACGACCUUCGCCGGACCGUCGUACCCAGAACACGUGAACGUGGUGGAGGCGCUGCAGGAGUUCUGGCAGAUGAAAGCCCAGCGCGGGGCGGAGCUGAAGAACGGCGCCCUGGUCAUCUACGAGUCCGUGCCUUCAUCCUCCCCGCCCUACGUGUGUUACGUCACCCUCCCCGGGGGGUCUUGCUUCGGCUCCUUCCAGAACUGCCCAACCAAGGCCGAAGCCAGACGCAGCGCCGCCAAGAUUGCGCUGAUGAACUCCGUGUUCAACGAGCACCCGUCCCGCAGGAUCUCCGACGAAUUCAUCGAGAAGGCCGUGGCCGACGCUCGGGCACAGUUCAAGGUGAGAGCCAGCUGGGGGUGGUACUAG
Molecule: messenger RNA, 876 nt
Organism: Penaeus indicus
Lineage: Eukaryota; Metazoa; Arthropoda; Malacostraca; Decapoda; Penaeidae
Product: LIX1-like protein
Exons: 4
Coding region: 259-876 (205 amino acids)
Biological process (GO): autophagosome maturation
Cellular component (GO): cytoplasm
Source: RefSeq, a predicted model, not a curated record